This is a messenger RNA of Ruditapes philippinarum (Manila clam), 8740 nucleotides long. RefSeq names its product mucin-2-like. The transcript has 7 exons. Lineage: Eukaryota; Metazoa; Mollusca; Bivalvia; Venerida; Veneridae. The record is from RefSeq and is a predicted model, not a curated record. Bases 1 to 2466 code for a protein of 821 amino acids.
AUGGUUUUUACACCAUCGUCUUCGAACUCUUCACAAUGCAAGAUCUUUCAGUUUUAUUCCACUUUUCCCGUGACGUUCGCAUCGUUUCACUUCACAUUAAAUAGGCGUCACUUUGUAUUAACACAUCAGAAUAAUCCCUCAACAUCAGUUUAUACUUCACCAUCUGAAGUAGCUUCUUCAACACCUGUUUAUACUUCAACAACUGAAGUAGUGUCACCAACAUCAGUGUUUACUUCACUAUCUGAAGUACCUUCGUCAACACCUGUGUUUACUACAACAUCUCAAGAAGUGUCCUCAUCACCUGUUUAUACUGAAACAUCAGAAAUGAUUUCUUCAACACCAGUGUAUACUGCAACAUCUGAAGUAGUUUCCUCCACACCAGUUUACACUGAAACAUCUGAAAUGGUAACUUCAACACCUGUUUACACUGCAUCAUCUGAAAUGGUAACUUCAACACCUGUUUACACUGAAACAUCUGAAAUAGUAACUUCAACACCUGUUUACACUGACACAUCUGAAAUGGUAACUUCAACACCUGUUUACACUGCAUCGUCUGAAAUGGUAACUUCAACACCUGUUUACACUGAAACUUCUGAAAUGGUAACUUCAACACCUGUUUACACUGAAACAUCUGAAAUGGUAACUUCAACACCUGUUUACACUGAAACAUCUAAAAUGGUGACGUCAACACCUGUUUACACUGAAACAUCUGAAAUGGUGACUUCAACACCUGUUUACACUGAAACAUCUGAAAUGGUGACUUCAACACCUGUUUACACUGAAACAUCUGAAAUGGUAACCUCAACACCUGUUUACAUUGAAACAUCUGAAAUGGUAACCUCAACACCUGUUUACACUGAAACAUCUGAAAUGAUAACUUCAACACCUGUUUACACUGAAACAUCUGAAAUGGUAACCUCAACACCAGUUUACACUGAAACUUCUGAAAUGGUAACUUCAACACCUGUUUACACUGCAUCAUCUGAAAUGGUAACUUCAACACCUGUUUACACUGAAACAUCUGAAAUGGUAACUUCAACACCUGUUUACACUGAAACAUCUGAAAUGGUAACCUCAACACCUGUUUACACUGAAACAUCUGAAAUGGUAACUUCAACACCAGUUUACACUGAAACUUCUGAAAUGGUAACUUCAACACCUGUUUACACUGAAACAUCUGAAAUGGUAACUUCAACACCUGUUUACACUGAAACAUCUGAAAUGGUAACUUCAACACCUGUUUACACUGCAACAUCUGAAAUGGUAUCUUCAACACCUAUUUACACUGAAACAUCUGAAGUUGUUACCUCAACACCUGUUUACACUGAAACAUCCGAAGUAUUAACCUCAACACCAGUAUAUACUGCAACAUCUGAAGUAGUUACCUCUACCCCAGUGUAUACUUCAACUGAAGAAUUUACUACAUCAACUCCUACAAUAUUUUCUUCGACACCAGUAAUGUCAAGCUCAGUAUUAGUGCCCUCAUCGUCAGUGGUUAGUUCAUCUGUAUCAUCAAGUAUACAGCCAACCUCUUCGGAAACAGUGGUACCGACAAGUACAGUGACACCGUCAACAACGCCUGCUCCUGUUACAUAUGAUAUGCAAGGAAGAUUUAGAAUAACAGGUGGCGCCCUUUGGACUGAGGAAUUGAAGGAUAAAAACUCAGAUGGUUAUAAAACGCUGAGAGGCGAUGUAGAAGUACAGUUGAAUAAAACUUAUACAGUAGAGUUCAAAGGCCGAUUCAGAAGAAUAAAGGAUAUGACUUUUAGUCAGGGAAGUGUUGUAGUGAGUUAUGUACUAGAGUUCGCUGAUCCAGCAAACCCUGUAUCUACAAGCGAUGUAACUGAUAAACUAGUAACUGCAGCCAGUAGCGACUUUGGAGGCUUCACUGUAGAAACACAAAGUAUUGUGCAUGAAGUAAUCGUGCCUACAUCAUCCACGCCCGCCGAUACAACGACCCCGGAGCCGCCACCGAUGACCACGGAGAAGGAAGAGAAGGAUUUCCCGAACUGGGCGAUAGCUGUAAUAGCAUGUGGAUCAGCAGUACUUGUCUUCCUCUUAUGUCUGAUCUGUGUUCUGUGUCGCAGACGUCACGUGACUCAUAAAUAUGCACUUCCGGAAGAUCCGGAUGACAUCGGCUAUAGACGAAGCUGGGCAAGUAACAAUACUCAACAUAAUCCAGAAUACGUGUAUGAUAAUAAAAUUGCCAUACAAUCAGAGGACAUUGCUGACAGAGGGGAAGUAAAUAGUCCGUCAACGUAUUACAAUUUAUCCGACCAUGACCUUAAAGAAGGAAAUGGUCGCGUAGCAGGUGCUUCAACGUCAUCAGGAGUAGAUCCGACUUUAAUAAAUGUACAUGAUUGGCCCCCAGCUAAUGGGUCAGCGAACAGAGCAGUGCUGUAUUUUUAUGACAAUACAAAAACAUUUUACGAUCAAGAAUCGGACACUUGGGAAACAAAGAUGUAACGGAAGCUAUAUUUAGACAUUCUGAAUUUAUAAAUAGAUGUGUAACGGAAGUUGCUCAGUUGGGAAACGCGUGUUCAGUGUGUGUAAAUAAAUAGAGACCUAUCACAAAUGAACUGCAUAUAAGAUGGAAAACCCGGGGGCGAGGACAACGAUAUUCCAUUUUGAACAUGUUUAGGAAAAGUUAAGUGAACAAAUUUAAAGGCAAAACAAAUGUUACACUUACACAUGUUUGGGUAAUGUUGAAGGUUAGGUGGUUUCAGUUGAAAGCGAUGAAAUAUGUUUAAAACAAACCGCUUUCGUCUUUGUCCAAUUAUACCGCUUAACAGUUCUAUGCAUUAAAAACUAACAUAUACAUAUUUGCAUGAAAUUCGAAACCAUGAUUUUCAGAACAAUAACAAACUAAAUAAUUGUUUUAUAGAACAAUUGUAUUUCUUUCUGCUUUCUAUAUUAAGCAAGUAUAAACAAAUAUGCAAAUCGGACAAGAGGUUCACCAUCUUUAACUCAACUGGUGUUUUUCUUUAACUUACAUUUCUUACAAAACAUACGGUCAUACUUUGACCUUACAGCUCUCCACAUAUAGCAAGUUGACCAUAAGUGCAAAAGUGGCCUUAUAAGCAAUUUUCUUAAGUUUUAUGAAUAUGUGUGUCGGCAAUGCAUUAUGAAAAUAUGGACACCGUUUUCAUAAAAAAACAUGAACAUUUUAUGUGCAUAAAACGUAUUAAACGGUAUUUUGCUAUUUUUUAUUUACAAAUAUGAGUAAAUAUGUGCAUAUCGAUGUAUCCAAUGACUUAAUGUUGGGAGUCAAAAACAUUCCAUCUUGUUAUUUCAUAUGACCUUGAUUUAUAUUCCCAAAUUCUUAAUUUUCGAAUGGUAUAUUUCCAAAUGUUAUAUUUCGAAAUGUUAUAGUUCUAUUUCCUAAUGUUAUAUUUCCAAAUAGUAUAUUACCAACUGUUACUUCUGGCUUUUUGAAAGCAUGUCUUGUAAGCUUUUGGUCUCCUUUAAUACCUGAUAAUAAUAAUGGUAUUGUGGAAGUAUAUAGCAAAUAACAUAUAGUAUAGAGAAAAAUGCAUUUGUUAUACAAAUAUAUUUAUUUAUGCUCAUUUUUUUACAUUAUGCAAUACGUUUGUACAAUUAAAGGUAAUCGAUUGAUUGAUUUUAUUGAUUUAUGUAAACGUUCCUAUACUGCAUUUCAGUCGAAAAUUAGAGUCUUCCUCUUAAUUGACUGUAGACAAAACGACAUUUAAAAAAGAUAUAUAUUUGGAAACAAAAUGCCGGGAGUAAAUUGUAAAUGUGUCUGCAUGUUUAUUGAAUUGAGUGGAAAUAGUGUUGUCAUUAACAUAUAAUUAAUGAAAGUAAGGAAAUUUAAAUUAAUAUACACGUAUAUAAGUCUUUUUCGUACACAAAGCUGGAUUUUCUAGAGCCAUGAAAAUGGCCAUGCACAUGAAAACAUUUUUAUUUGUAAAUAAAAUAAUUAUCAUCAUAUGAGGUAAUAAUGAAAUUAAAUCUUUUUUCAGGCACGUAUUGCCAAUACACUUAAGUCACCUUAAAGAAGCAGAAAAAACAACGAUUAUCUUUAAAAGAUAUUAAGAGGAUAUUUUUUAGUUUCAGUGAAAUAUGGAAUAUAUUUUCACUCAACAUGAUAAGAUGCCACAUGUUUUCACGAGCCGGGACGGCGAGUGAAAAUAUGUGGCAUUUUAUCAUGUUGAGUGAAAAUAUAUACCAUAUUUCACAAUAAACGAAAAUAUAACCUUUUUAUAUAAUUUCAUUGUCAAAGAAAAAUGGUGACAAACACCCUUGCUUGCUACGCAACUGCAAUUGUACAUGUACAGUGCGCAGUAAUAUAAUUAUUGUCUUGUUUUGCACGCGAUAUUUAGCGCUACAUUUUGACGUGACGUAAACAACUCUUUAAACGUCUGUACAGCGUUAAUGACUGAAUUAAAGAUAUUGGUGUUCGGAUUUAUUUUCUUAGUAAGACCAUUUUCUAUCAUUCUAGAUAGUUUUCACAACAAAAUUGAACAAACAGUUGUUUUGUAUUUAUCAGAUUUUUCAAACAAAAUGGCGAAAGAAGUCCCUUAAAAUAAAUAUGAGUUUUGACUCCGCCCACUGUCAUAUUUAUAUUUCUUAUUUAUUUUUAAAAAAUAUGAAAUAUAAAUUGGCUGAUAUAGCACAAUAUUUCACGGGUAAAAUUAAAUAUGCUACUUAUUAUAUGUGCAUCAUAAUUCAGACCCUUGCUCUGCCUAUGGAGUCGAUAAACACUCAUAUUAGUAAUAUAACACACAAAACUUUACAUGAAUAGUGAAUAUUUGUACGUUACUUUUGAAACAUUGGCCAUUCAUCAAAUGCCCCAAGCUUAACAAUAUGGAAUAUAUCUAAAAUCCACAUGAUCAUAUUGGAUUUGCCUAUUUAUAACGUUUGUCUUCAGUCAUUUAAGAGGGAUGUCAUGACCCUCAUUGUGCCAGUAUCAUUUUCAAGAUUUACUUUGAUUAAUUUAUCUACCCAUUUUCAAAUGUUAUGAGAUUAUUGAAAAAUAGUAAUGACGUCAUAGUAUGACGUCAUAUUAAAGGUGAUAUGUUUCGUUUUAUGUAUAAUUAGCUCUUAUUGAUAUUAUAGGUGCUAUUUUUGUCACAUACACAACGUUCCUUUUUUCAGGAAGCAUGUAGUUUAUGCAUUUAAAUUACAGUACGUUUGUAAAGUCGGUUUUCAUAGGAUAUUCGUGGAACAUGUAUUUUGAUACACACAAGACUUUUGUAAACGUGUAAAUUAUUGCUUUUUCAAAGUAGCUGUGCAGUAUUGCGAAUUUGUUAUAAACACGACGGAAUGAAUAACUACCGGGUCAUAUAGAUGUUUUUUCAUAGCAAUUGUUACCUACCAUGGCCGCCGUUUUUGGGAUCAUUUCUAAUAAAUUAUAUAUGUAAAAUAAGACAUAAAUCUAUCAAUAUUGUAUCAUCUUCAUGAAGACCAAAAAUCGUUUACUGAUGCUUGCUGUAGUAAUGGAUACAUAUGUAUAAAUAUAUUUUAAAAUUCACCUUAAUCGGCUGUUAUAACUGUGUCAAAAAUAUUAUAUAGAAUAUUAACCACCAAAUUUGAAUGACUGCCAUUUUUUUCAAGGGAGGUAAAUGCUGUUAAAAUUGGCAACUAUCUACAACAUAUCAAAACAUUUUAACUUAUAAUGUGUAAGAAAGAAGGUACAAAUGCAAUCGCUUCAUGAAGGUUUAGAUUUCAGUUAGAAACGAAUUUGAAAGUUAUAAAAAUCGGCAUAAAAUUAUGUUCUAAGACGAACUAAAAUUAUACGUUAUAAUUACCAAAAAGGAUAUUAUACAUGCAAUAGUAAACAUUGUCUCGUGCACAGCUUGAAUGUAUUUCUCGUGGGUUUUUAUUUGAUGACAAGAUAUAAUUAUGUUGCCUUGAUGAGUCAUGUGCCUUUCUUCCUGUAUAUAAAAGCCUUUAAAAGGCAUAACAUAUCAAAUUAUAAAUUAAUCAAAUGCAUUGUACAUUACUUUUAAUUUUUGUAUGUUUACGUAAAUGUUAUAUGUUAUUAUGGAUAUCGAACCCUAAUGAAAUUGGCAAAUUUCUAUUUGUUUCGAGGAUAUGCAAUAUCGUGUUAAAACAAGAUACUGCUCUUGCGUUCUACCGACAUCUUUCGUAAAAACUAUUUUAGGCAUAUGGCGUAAGAUCUAUGGACAGUUACGUAAACUAUAUAUGGCUGUGAUUUGAGUCACUAAUACUAUGUUGACAAACGCAUUCAUGAUCAUAAGGGUCCUUAACAAUUUAGAUGUUAAAAAAUAUUGACUAAACACAGUCAACGGACAAUAAAAGAUUAUAUAUUUGUUUCUUCUAAAUGAGAUAUUGAUGACCUUAAAGGUCACCAUAAUAAAGCUUCAUUGACUGAUAAGAAUUGGAAUCAAUAAAAGAAAAUGCGAUUUUUUUGAAUUUGAUUAUUUACUUAUUAUUUCUUAACAUUAUUUCUUUCAGAUUAUUGUUUGAUUGAUUUUGUUUUCGAAAUAUUUAAACAUAAAUAAAUGAUAACAUGUUACAUAGAUGAUAUUUAACCAAGUUGAACAAAUAUUAGAAAUAAAUUGUAAUUUACGUUUUAUACUAAAUUCAAAUAAAUGCUAAUCCCCGUGAUAACUAAUACAAAUGACUUUAACUAUGACGUUAUAAUACAUUGUCUAAAGCACAGAUUGUAUGAUUUUUGUUCUUCUUUUAUUUUGACUUAUUUUGCUCAUUAAGCCCAAGAAUGCUAUGUUUUAAUUUCUCAAAAAUGUGUCUUUCUUCGUUUUAAUGUACUUAUACAGUUUCAAAAAGUUACUCAUUGGCCACAUCUACAUUUACAAACUACAUUUUGCUUAUUUUACUUUUUUAGCCAUAAUUUAUUUUGUAUGGGAAUAAUAAAGAAACUACAUUGUUGAUAAUUUGCUACAUUAAUGCCAAAUGUUUCGUAUUCAACUGUACAUUGGAUUCAAGUGAUAAGUAUCUAAUUAUACGCUCUUAAUGGAUUAAAAAAUAUCAUAAUUAACAUGCUACCUUUUCUUGAGAGGAAAUUUCAGGACAUGCCAUUUCUGAGGCUUAAUGUGGCUUUAAGAGACAAUGUUUUUGCAUAUUAAUUCAACGAUAAUUUUCUAAGAUUUUUGUUGCAAAAUAGAUGAUUGUUAUAAUUGCAUUUAUUAUUAUACCAUGCUGAUAUUAAAUAGUUUGUACAAAUUGAUCACAAAACUUUGUUUGUUUAUAUGUUUAUGUAUUAUUGUAUAUUAAUGUACAUUUUCUAUGACGAAAUCUACAUUUUUCUACUCAUAUUCUUCUUCUUUUUGGUGAUGCUUUUAUAAUAAUUUAUACGGAAUAUGUUAUUUUUCUAUAUGCAUAUAAUUAAGUCACAGCGACAUUGCUCGACAGCGAAUUUCAUUAUUUCGCGUGUAAAAAAUAUUGAUAAAUAAAAUUACAAUGUAUGUUAUAAAGUGGUAAAGUAAAUGUACUUUAAAAGGUGUUAAAGUAAAAUAAGUCAUUUGGAGCUAAUAAGCCCAAUUGGCUGGCUCAUUAUUAUGGUUUAUUUAUGUAAUUUAUGAUUUCACUUUGAAACACUAACAUUCCAAAGAAAGGCGAUUUGUAUAAUUGUUAAAUUGUAUCUAAUAUAUAAUGUCAGCAACUAAACAGUUAGCUUUAAGCUGAAAUUGAUAAGUAUUGUCUCAAAUAUAUGUAGUAUUUGAUUUAUUGUUGUUGUUGUUGUAGUUUUAAAAAAUGGAACAUGUUACGUCAUAUAUCCCAUUAUAUGGGCACACUUUAAAUAGUUGUGAGAUAAUACUUACAUCAUUCUUCAAGAAUCCAAGAUUUUACAUUUUCUUGGCUCAAAUGCACCAGUUAAUUUUAUCCAAAGCAUUAACUACCAAUAUCAUAAUGGGCAUUUUAACUUUUGGAUUUCCAAAUAUUUAGUUAAUGCAUAAUGUAUCAAACAAAAAGAAAUACAAGCACAGUAUCAAAACGACUUGAUCUUGCUGUGUUUCAUAUUGUGAAGUCGAGCAAUCAAUCACGAGUAGUAAGUGUGACAAUGGUUUUCCAAAGACUAUUGCCAAAGAAGAUAUGUAGCGUAAUGGUUGUGUUUUAGAAUGUCUAAAUGUGUAAUGGUUAGUUAUAUAAGUAUAUAUCUAUAAAUGUAUGAUGUUGAGAGUGUUUCAAAUUGUGAUUGGGUAAAAAAUGGAUUAGUAUGCAUUAUAUUUUAUUUUGGUUAUAUCCUUUAUUCUUCCUUUAUAAAUGAAGGUCACUGAAAUAUUAUCGAACGUAUCUAACGGUUUAACUAACGUGUCCGCUAAUGACCGAAUUGGGCUAUGUGAGGUCUUCCUCAAGCAAUAAAAGUUGGUCGUCGUCAUAUACAAACAUAUAGUAUGUAAUCUCCAAUGUUUUCAGUCGUUCCGGACAAUAAAAUUUGUUAGGUGAUCAACCUUCUUUAACAGAUAAUUUAAAAAUCACAAGAGUUUGCCUAUGAAUUUAUGAAAAACGUUUGAAUAUAAAUUACAAAAUAAUAUGCAAAUAAAAUUUUGAAACAAAAAUUAGUAAAUAUUAUGUUGUACUAAAUCGAUAAUAUACUUAUUUUGUGAUAUGCAUGCAAAUAUAUAAUUUGAUAGGAUUUGUUUUAAAUGCGUGUACAUUUGUAUAUAUAUUCACAAAGGCCUGGAUGAAAAUACUUCACAUUCUGCAUAAUCCAUUUAUUAUCAUGCUGAAUUAAUUGCAUAUAGAUGACUAUUAUAUUAUAAGAAUUCAGAUUUUAUAAAUAUAUAUUGAUAUA